AGAACAAACUUCUGUUGUUUCAAAUUUUAUUGUGAUAUUGCAAAGUGGAACUUGAACCAGUAUACAAUUUUCUAAGCCUUGUUCCAGAAACAAUUGUUGAAACAGACGAACUAAAGGCCACGUCAUAAACUGCUACAUCCUUCCUUUCUGGGCAAUUAUUUUAUGUGAAAUUUCCCCCCUCUACUUUCGAACCUUACAGAAAUUUAUAUGGAUCAGUUUACGCCCCCUAUUGUUGAUGAUCCAUUUGUUGGAGAAAAGUAUAAAUAGCAGAACUGUCGUCCAAUUUUUCACCAGCUGAUUUCUAUUUCGUUUUUUCUUAGGAUUAAUCCCAAUCUUAUUAAUAUUACUACUACACAAUGUUUGAUUUCUUAAAGGACAACCACGAACAAGUUUACGGUGAAAAGCACGAAGGUAAAUUCUCUCACGAAUUAGUUGCUGGUGCUGCUUCCUUCGAAGCUGUCAAGCUUUUUGAAGAUAAGCAAAGAAAGGAAGGUAAGCCAGUUAGCCACGCUUUCGCUAAGGAAUUAUUAGCUGGUAUUGCUGGUGGUGAAGUUGACAAGUUAUUUGAAACCAAGGGUUUAGAUUACUUGGACAGAGAUCAAGCCAAGAGCCAAGCUGUUGACAAUGCUCAAAGAGCUUAUGACAGCCACUACGGUAACCAAGAACAAUGGCACCCAGAUUCUCAACCACCAUUUGACUACCAAUCUGAUCAAUACAGAUACUAAGUGUGCAGGUUAGGAAUAUAAUAUAUAAUAAAAUAUAGCU
Molecule: messenger RNA, 765 nt
Organism: Spathaspora passalidarum NRRL Y-27907
Lineage: Eukaryota; Fungi; Ascomycota; Pichiomycetes; Serinales; Debaryomycetaceae
Exons: 2
Coding region: 357-725 (122 amino acids)
Source: RefSeq, a predicted model, not a curated record